Messenger RNA from Nymphaea colorata (pocket water lily), 642 nucleotides. RefSeq lists its product as uncharacterized. Bases 1 to 642 code for a protein of 213 amino acids. Gene Ontology annotation, biological process: carbohydrate metabolic process. The transcript has a single exon. The record is from RefSeq and is a predicted model, not a curated record. Lineage: Eukaryota; Viridiplantae; Streptophyta; Magnoliopsida; Nymphaeales; Nymphaeaceae. Gene Ontology annotation, molecular function: hydrolase activity, hydrolyzing O-glycosyl compounds.
AUGAUAUUAAUCUUAAUUCUCACCCUCACAAUCCCAUCUAUCCUGGCCUCAAAUAUCGUAGUAACAAGCUCUGUUCCGCCUAUCGACUAUCCUGUGAGGUUCGGGUACAUCAACAUUCUUAAUGAUUGGAGUUCGCCUCAGGGGAUUGCGAAGUCCUUGGGAGUGCCUGGGUACGCCGCUCCGCACAAGUACAACUACAUCUGCCUGACCUUCUGGACGAUUAACCAGGGUCCCGUUGACGCAGCCUACGUGUGGAACAACUCCAAGACCUACCUCAGUCCCCUCUUCGGAAACACCGACACAGCCAUAAAGGCCAACCUCAAGAAGAUCUACAACGACAACGGCAUUAGACUGAUGGUGAGCGCAUUCGGCUCCACCGAAACCCCCACCACUUCCGGCUACGAUCCCACCUUUUACGCGCAGCGCCUAGCGGACUUUGUGGCCAGCAAUAACCUAGACGGAGUUGACAUCGAUUGGGAAGACACGACGGCCUUCCAGUCAGGCGUAGGCGAGCAGUGGUUGAUCACCUUCACCACCGUCCUCAGGAACAUCCUACCCAGUGCCAUCAUCACCCACGCUCCCCAGGCGCCUUACUUCGGAGGCACUGCCCAUUACCCUAAAAACGCUUACCUCGCCAUAUAA